This is a messenger RNA of Lotus japonicus, 1219 nucleotides long. RefSeq lists its product as uncharacterized. Gene Ontology annotation, biological process: mRNA processing. Gene Ontology annotation, cellular component: nucleus; cytoplasm. The transcript is spliced from 8 exons. Gene Ontology annotation, molecular function: RNA binding. The record is from RefSeq and is a predicted model, not a curated record. Lineage: Eukaryota; Viridiplantae; Streptophyta; Magnoliopsida; Fabales; Fabaceae. Bases 108 to 1013 code for a protein of 301 amino acids.
GCAAAGUGUUGUUGUUGUUUCUAUCUUUUUCAACAAAAACUGUGUCUGUGUGUCGAAGAGAGAGAGAGAGAGAGGUUACUUAGGGUUAUCGAAGAAGAAGAAGAAAGAUGCAAGGGCAAGGCAGUGAUGAAGUUAGCAUAGAAGAGCUCGCCUCUAACCUAUCCACCUACAAAGACCAGCUCUACCAGGUCAGACAACUUUUAAAUGACGACCCUUCAAAUUCAGAGUAUGUCGACAUGGAAAGGGAGCUCAGGGAGGUGAUUGCUUUGACGGAAGAGCUCCUUGCAACUGCAAAGCAAAAUGAAAUGUCAAGUUCAAAUGCUGUUCCCAAUGCUGAUACAUCUCCAAGUUUGUCUAAUCCUAUGGAGAAUAAAGGAGAGUUAGAUAGCAGCUAUGAUCAUGAACAGAAAUUUCCGGUUGGCUCCAAAAUUCAAGCAGUUUGGAGUGAUGAUGGGGAGUGGUAUGAAGCAACAAUUGAGGCUCAUACACCAAAUGGUUAUUAUGUUCGCUAUGAAAAUUGGGGUAAUAGAGAAGAGGUAGAUCCUGCCAAUAUAAGGCUAGUUCAAGAAGGUAUUGUUGAUGCUUUGUUAGAAGCUGAGCGAGUUGCUGAAGCUACCAAGCAAGCUAUCAAACGUAAAAUUUCUCAAGCAGCAUCUGUUGAUUUCCAGUCUCGAAGUCUACCUGCUAAGCUUCGAAUAGAGCCUGAUGACCCUGAGGAUGUGAAAGCUGCCAAACGUAAGAAAAUACACGCCUUCAAGUCAAAGAUGAGAUUUGAGCAACUUGAAGUCACUCAAAAUAAGCGACAAAAUGCUUGGCAGCAGUUUCAAUCAACCAAAGGAAAGACUAAGAAGAUUGGUUUCUUCUCGGGAAGAAAGCGGGAGAGUAUUUUUAAAUCUCCUGAUGAUCCUCAAGGAAAGGUUGGUGUGACUGGAAGUGGGAAAGGUUUGACCGAAUUCCAGAAAAGAGAAAAACAUUUUCAUCUCAAGGAUGGUUCAGUUGAGAAUGAUGAGUAGGUUAUGCCCAGUUGAGAAUGAUGAUUAGGUUAUGAAGGUGUUAUCCUUGUUGGAUGUAAAAUGUGCAAACCAUUCACUGUAGAGGUUCAUUAAUGCCAAACCAAAACAAUUGAAUUAAGGGCCAAGAACAAAAAUUAAUUAAUAGAGACUUGAAUUAAAAUGUUAAUUUUACAUAGAUGAAAAAAAUUAAUCCUAUUUUGUUUGUU